GUGACUGUUAUUUAUUUUAUUUUUCUUGUACAGAACGCGGCUAGCGAUGACAGAAUCAUGGCUGCUUGUGGCUAAGCUGGAACCUGGGAUAGGCUGCUGGUAGACAUUGCAGAGAGUGUGGAAGGACUGGGACGGUGGUGGCGGUGGCCAAGAAGACCUUACAUGAGUGCCCUCAGAGGUUAUGCCCCAUGGAGCCCAAUGAGAAGAUCCAGGAUGGUCUUCAUCCCUAUCUGGGGCUCUCCACCCGCCAGGCUCUGUCACAUUUGCAGGAACAACUGUCGUCUGCCCUGAACGAUCAUGAGCAGAAGAGGACGGUGUUGUGGAGGGACUGGAGACGGAGCUUCAUCUAUCACUCUAACCGCUCGUCUUGCUUUCAUUGGCCCGGGGCGGCGCUGAUGUUGAUUGCAACACUACUACUCCUAUGUUGUUAUGGCAGCCAGCCAGAUGGGAGUCAGGGGUCGGAGGUUGGCAAUGCCUGUGCCUUGCUGCUGCUGCUCCUUCUAGACCUGUUUUUAAUGAGACGCCAUGAGAGGCUGAAGGAACGAGAAGUGGAAGGAAGAUUGCGGAGAAUCAUUACCCAGAUUGAUGAUGUGCUGAGAAGUGGACAGGAGGUAUUAUGGGAAGACUCUGUGUAUCCCGACCUGUACAUGCCAUCAGCCCCAUCAUGGCCUCUUCACUGGGUUUAUAGAGAUGGACGGCUAGUGAACCUCCCAGUUAGCCUGCUGGUGGAUGGAGAUGUCAUUGCUCUGAGGCCAGGACAGGAAUCAUUUGCGUCUCUCCGAGGCAUGAAGGAUGAUGAACAUAUAGUCCUGGAACCAGGAGAUCUUUUUCCCCCCUUCUCUCCAUCACCGUCCCCUCAAGCUGACUGCAAAAGAGUACCACAGAACCCCCAGCAGCAUCAUCUGUUUCGUGUCUUAAAAACCCCCGUUAUGGAUAAUGUCAGGAGCUGGCUGGACCAGGCUCUCUCACGCCCUGUAACUGCUCUAGACCAUGAACGAUUCACUGUUCAGUCUGUGAUACUGAUCCACGCUGUCCCUGUCAUUAUGGUUGCUUUCCUCUUCACCAAUGCCCUGCGUUACAUCUUCCAUGCUCCUGGCAUACCCCCUGCUUCCUAUGCUUUGAUUCAACUUCAGGUGAAUGCUGUGCUGCCAGUUCUUCCGCUUCUCUUCCCUGUUAUGUGGAUUUUGGUGACGGCGCUAUGUGAAGCGCGCGUGCUAGCCCAAAUGAGCAGAAGGUACCCUACCUCCCUGAUAGCUAAGUUCUCGGAGGAUACCCUCAGUAGUUAUACAGAGGUUGUAUCAACACAGGAAAUGCUGCGUUCUGUGUGGUCUCACUUCCUGCGUGUCGUUAGGGGGAACUGCGAGACCCUGGCUUGUACUUCUAGUUUGUUGCACGGUCUGGGAUCUGUCACGGUUAUUUGUUGUGUGGAUAAGCAAGGAGUCCUUUCCUGGCCGAAUCCCAGCCCAGAGACUGUUCUAUUUUUUAGCGGAAGGGUAGAUCAGGCCACUGAACGACAUGACGAUCUCACUGAUCAAAUAUCCCUCCGUUCCUUCUGCCAGACGGAUGUGGAGGAUGAGCCUCAAGAGAUGGUAGCACUGUUGGCGGAGACCACUAACCUACAGCUGGUGAAUGAGCAGGAUAGCAUGGAUCGUCAGAAUGACGUCACUAGACCUUCUGAUACACAAAGGAAGCAUCCUAGUCGGACUAAACAUGCAUCCGGGUCAAAUGUCAGCUUCAGCCAAGACACUGCUGGCCAGUUGAGCAGCGAAGUGGACGAUUAUGUUUGCGACUGUCACUUAGAAAUGCUCCGGCUGUCCCAAGAUCAACAGAACCCUCAGAGCAUCCAGUUUGAUGAAUCCAACUGGCAGCUCCAUCUGAGCUCCUUAAAACCUCUAGGGCUUAAUGUGUUACUGAACCUCUGUAAUCCGGGAGUGACCACCACCCUUUGCCGCUUCUCUGAUCAUUUGCGCCAUAUUGCUCUUCAAGAAACCCACAGCUCUGUACUUCCUGGACACAUUCCUUGGGGACUUUGUGACUUUUCAAGGCUUAUAGGUUUCACCCCAGGAGCCAAGGACCUAUUCAAAUUGCAAAAUCAUGUUGCUCUCUAUCACUUUCCAAGCGAGGAGCCUGUGAAGGAGGCUUUGCUUUCUAAGCUUCCGGCUGGUGCCAAACGGACACCAGCCCUCAGUCAGAUGGUCUGCCUGUUUGUCAGAGAUGUUACUACCAACACAGAGCAGAUGCUGUCCCAUGGAACAGCUGACAUUAUCCUUGAGGCCUGUACAGAUUUCUGGGACGGAGCUGAUAUUUACCCCCUCUCUGGGUCUGACAGGAAGAAGGUGCUGGAUUUCUACCAGAGAGCCUGUUUGUCCGGCUACUGCUCUGCUUUUUCUUACAAACCAAUGCACUACUCGUUGUCGCCUCAGCUACAUGGCAAGUGCAUAGAGAUGCCUAAUGGUCUCGGGCAGAACACGCUUUCAGCCCCAUGUGAUGUUGGCGGGAGUACUCCUAUGAAGCACACUGGCCGACAUGACAGCUGGAGCUCAGAUGAAGGUAUUGGGGAGGUGACUGAAGAUUUUACUCAAGUGAUAAGUGGUCAGAUCUUCAUGGGGAUGGUCUCCUCACAGUAUCAGGCUCGUCUGGACAUUGUCCGUCUCAUUGAUGGCUUAGUGAACGCUUGCAUCCGCUUUGUGUACUUCUCCAUGGAGGAUGAGCUGAGAAGCAAGGUGUUUGCUGAGAAAAUGGGUCUUGAGACUGGAUGGAACUGCCACAUUUCUCUAACACCGAAUGGCGAUGGGCCAGGGUCUGAGGUUCCCCCAUCCAGCCCCAGUCAUGCUGGUUCUCUACGAGAUGAUCUCCACCAGGCCUCUCGGGAGGAUGCAGAAGGUCUCCUACUCAUGGAUGAGGAGGGGCACUCCGAUAUGAUUAGUUUCCAGCCUACUGACAGUGAUGUCCCCAGCUUCUUUGAAGAUUCCAACCGCGCAAAGCUUCCUCGUGGUAUCCAUCAAGUUAGACCCCAUCUGCAGAACAUUGACAAUGUUCCCCUGCUGGUCCCACUCUUUACUGACUGCACCCCAGAAACUAUGUGUGAAAUGAUCCAGAUAAUGCAGGAGUAUGGAGAAGUUACCUGCUGUAUGGGAAGCUCUGCAAGCAUCAGGAACAGUGGCUUGUUCUUACAGAGUGAUAUCAGUAUUUCUCUGGAUCCAUUGUUCCCUUCUCGCUGCACCUGGGAAAUGUUUGGCUACGUGAGCGGCCCUCUUAGGACAAAUGCAUCAGAGGGGGUCUCUCCUCUGCACCUCUCUGCAGCCCUUAAUGGCCUUCCUUGUUCUAUAUCCUUCAGGCAGGAGGAGAGCGUCAGCAUUAUCCGUCUCAUCGAGCAGGCUCGACAUGCAACGUACAGCAUUAGGAAAUGUUUUCUUUUCCUCUUGCAGUGUCAGCUCACACUUGUGAUUGUGCAGUUCUUGGCCUGUCUGAUCCAGCUACCUCCUUGCCUCAGUACUACAGAUAUUCUGUGGCUGUCCUGCUUCUGUUUUCCGUUACUUAGUGUCUCCCUGCUUGGAAAGCCAUCUGACAAUUCCAUAAUGACUGUAGCAACUGGAAAAAACCUCCAGUCUAUACCUAAAAAGACCCAGAAUUAUUUCCUGCUUUGUUUCCUGUUGAAGUUCCUCCCUUCUUCCAUCUGCUGUCUGGCCUGCUUCUGGUUCUCUCUGCAGACAUUCUGUGAGAUCUCCUCCCAUAGCAACAAAACAAACUGUUCUGGGAUUGCCGUGUACAGCGACUCUCCUGGGGCUCUUGAUUGGUUUGGCUCCUUCUCUGGGGCUCUUCUCCUAGAUCAGAAAUUUUGUGCUUGCCUCAUUGUUUUGCACACAGUUUUUAUCUCGGUCAGCCAUGUCCACCGAUCAAAGCCACUAUGGAAGAGGAAUCCCUUUAGUAAUGCGUGGUGGAGUUUGACUCUUCCAGUGCUGGUACUGGCACAAGGACUUCAGGCAGCCAUAGACCUGCAACUCUGGGCAAACCCUGAUGCAACUCUCACUUUCCACAUAUGGGACAUCCCACUGUUAUCCUGGUUGCUGGGACUGCUCUCUCUCUUUCUUGUCCUCAUCAUCAAUGAGAUUGUCAAAUUGCACGAGAUCAGGGUUCGUGUUCGUUAUCAGAAGCGACAGAAGCUUCAGUUUGAAACCAAACUGGGCAUGAACUCUCCAUUUUGACUGCAAAAUAUGUCUUGUGGGGGGUGUCUUUGCUCCCACACCAUCAGACAUGAGGGAGGAGGACAGAACCAGUAUAACUAUCUUCCCAUUUGGAGAGAUGCUGCUGAGUUUGCCGUUUUAUAUCUCAAAGCCGGCCAUGACUGCUGGCGCUUCCUCCACCUCCUGUGCCUCCCGUCUCCCUGCCUGUUUACAAACAAUUAGCAGUUGGAGAAGUUACCCCAUUACUUUUCUUUACCUGGGCUCCUCCCCAUUGCACUGACAAACUAAGGGAGGGAUAACCGGUUAUGAUUUCUGGAGGAAUGCCCCGUCCUGACACAUCAUGCAUGGUUAGCCCUGCUGGCGCAACGCUAGGGUCUUCUAUUGCCGUUCUUCAGGCCUCUGUGCCAUAUGCAUGACUUAACUAGAAUGGGAAUCUCUGAAGUCCUUCCUACGACCGGACUGCGUCUCACUUUGCAUCUAGGCACAGAAUGAAUGGGGAAUUUGUUUUUUUUUAAUUUUAUUUUACAUGAUGUAUAUUUUCUAUCCAGAGGGUGUGAUUUGUUACUGAAACAUGUACAUAAAACAAGGAAUCAAGUCUCUGGUGCCUGUAAAAACUACUGAGAAGAGGCUUGUUUCCCUAAAGGGGUAUUCAGGUAUCACAAAAUUGGGUAUAUUCAUUGUAUAAUAAAAAAUAUGCAAUUUUCUACUUGA
Messenger RNA from Bufo gargarizans (Asiatic toad), 4895 nucleotides. It is a transcript of the gene TMEM94, whose product is annotated as transmembrane protein 94. The record is from RefSeq and is a predicted model, not a curated record. The transcript has 32 exons. NCBI's taxonomy places the organism in Eukaryota, Metazoa, Chordata, Amphibia, Anura, Bufonidae. Bases 189 to 4205 code for a protein of 1338 amino acids.